Messenger RNA from Agrilus planipennis (emerald ash borer), 862 nucleotides. Its product is annotated as EF-hand calcium-binding domain-containing protein 1-like. NCBI's taxonomy places the organism in Eukaryota, Metazoa, Arthropoda, Insecta, Coleoptera, Buprestidae. Bases 115 to 789 code for a protein of 224 amino acids. Gene Ontology annotation, molecular function: calcium ion binding. The transcript has 3 exons. The record is from RefSeq and is a predicted model, not a curated record.
AGUAUUUAUAUGUCAAGUUUUGUUUAGCACUCGAAAGAAUUUUUUAGUUUGAUUUGUUCCUAUUCUAUUAAUUAACGUUUAUUUCGUAUAUUUUGUCAUCAAUACCCGUUUACGAUGUGCACGGUAGGAGUACAUUUGGACCUAACCUUGGGGAUGAAUGAGGAGAUUCGGUUUAAACAAAAGUAUUCGAAACUUUUGCGAAAGUUAGCGAAACAAUUGCCUUUUACACAAGAAGAAAUGGAGCAUAUUUUAAUUAUCUAUUACAAACAUAUUAAAGCGGGCGUCGAGGGCCAAAAAGGAUUAACGAAAAUACAAAUGGAAGAACUACUUCACAGCGCUUUCGAUUUAACGGAUCCUCAAUCUGUUUUUAGAGCUAGUACAACUCUUGUAAGAUCUAUAGGGCCUUAUGUUAAAGUAGAGGAGUUUAUGAAAGCAAUGGCCAUAUUUGUUAGGGGAACUUUUGAGGAAAAAAUUAAAUAUUGUUAUCAGUGUUAUCUACAAACAAGUUUGGACGGUAUGAUUAGCAGGGACGUGAUGUUUGACAAUUUAAGAAGUUCAGUUUUAAGCAAGAAUGUAGAAGAAGAUUCCGAGGAUAUAAUAAGAGAUUUCAUUGAUGUUAUACAAAAAAGAAUGGACAUAGAUAGAGACGGAAAAAUUUCGUUUGACGAAUAUUCGGAAAAUGUCCACGAUAAUCCACUGUUACUAGAAUUUUUAGGACCUUGUCUUCCUUCACGUUUAGCGACUCAUUCGUUCUUGACCACUAUCACAGAAAACAGAGGCCGAUUUUGAUCUCAAACAUCGAUUUUUGUAUACUUGCUGUUACUUGUUCUAACCGAUUAAUUAUACUACGUUUUAUUAUCUA